AUGAACACUUGCCUUCAAAUAAGACAUAAUGAUAUGUUUAUAUAUCUUUUAAAUUUACCUGAUCACCAAAUUUUUAAUGCAUCUGCACUUCUUCAAAUGAUGACAUAUCCUCAAAGAGAUCGUAAAGAAGAAAUAAUUUCUAUCUAUUUACAAAAAAAGACGUAUGAGUUUAUAAAUGCUAGUUUUUAUAAAAAUAAUUAUACUAUCAGUGCAUUAGAAUUAAAAAAUAAAAACUUAAAUUGGCAUUUAAAAAGACUUAAGUCUUCUCGAUCACUUUUAGUGCAAGUAGCAAGAGCCAAACAAUCUAAAAAAAAACAAGUUUCAAAAAUUCAGGCUUCUAUUCACAAAGCAAAUAAAGUUCAUGAACCUCAAUAUAUGCAACAGUCAAAUAUACCAAAGCCAUUUAUCAAUUUAUAA
Messenger RNA from Racocetra persica, 417 nucleotides. The record is from the annotation of a GenBank genome assembly. NCBI's taxonomy places the organism in Eukaryota, Fungi, Glomeromycota, Glomeromycetes, Diversisporales, Gigasporaceae.